Molecule: messenger RNA, 1148 nt
Organism: Drosophila bipectinata
Lineage: Eukaryota; Metazoa; Arthropoda; Insecta; Diptera; Drosophilidae
Product: probable palmitoyltransferase ZDHHC24
Molecular function (GO): palmitoyltransferase activity
Source: RefSeq, a predicted model, not a curated record
CCGGCGAUCGGCCUUGUAUUUGUUUACAUUUUUUCUGAGAAAUCACAGGUAGAGAUCAUGAGAAUCCGUAGAAAUCCCCUGCCCCGCCGGCUGGUGGAUAUAUUGUGCUUCCUUCUGAUUGGCAUCUCCCUGCCGGUGGUCUUCAUGUUCGAGAUUGUGGUGGUGCUUCCCAAUUUCCACGAUCCCGGCAGUUUCUUUCACACCCUGCACUUUCUAAUGGCCAUGUUCCUCGUCUUUAAUAUCAAGAGCAACAUGAUCGCCUGUAUGAUGAUCGAUACGAGUUGUGACGUCAAGAAGAUAGAACCACCGGAGGAUCAUUCGGAUUGGCGAGAGUGCGAAAUAUGCCAGAGAUUGGCUCCGCCCAGGUCUUGGCAUUGCAAGAACUGUGGCGUUUGCAUCCUGAAGAGAGAUCAUCAUUGCAUAUACACCGGCUGCUGUAUUGGUCACAGGAAUCAUCGCUUCUUCAUGGGAUUCAUCUUCUACCUCUUUGUGGGAUCCGUUUAUGCCCUGGUGUAUAACUCCAUUUACUUGUGGGUGUUCCAAGCCCACAUAUACUGCCACUGGCAGACCUUGUUUAAGCUGCUCAACCCGUUGUUUCUCCUUUUUACUGGCCACUUCUGGGGCAACAUGUACCUCAUCUUCUACGGCCUGAAUAUCCUAGCGUUUUUGUACGGCGUUCUUCUUCUGGCCUACCAUGUGCCCAUCAUUUUGAGAGGAGGAGUAUCCGCAGAUCGCACUUUGGAGAGCAAGCACAAAUACGAUCGGGGAGUUCGCGAAAAUCUUAGGAGCGUCUUUGGCAACCGCAUGCACUUGGCGUGGAUCUCACCGCUGAUACGCAGCGAUCUGCCGGAUGAUGGAUACCACUGGAAGCCCCCUAUCGAUGCACAAGAGAAAGACUGAUUGCCAUUUAAAUUUAGAAAAUACUUUGGGAAAACACACACAUCACCUACCUGGGUGUACCAUAUAUAAGUACUGACAGUCUUGACACCUUCAUUUGGAUGUUUAGUAACCUUAAGGACGUAAAGUUGCAUCCAAUGCCACCAUUGACAAUUGAGGCUCCACCAUUCCACUCUACUUGGCUCUCGUCAACGAUCAAAAUCAGGUUAAUAUAGAAAAUCAAAUGACCCUGCAUUAGAAAUACUUAAUAA